Messenger RNA from Thalassophryne amazonica, 1517 nucleotides. RefSeq lists its product as uncharacterized. The record is from RefSeq and is a predicted model, not a curated record. Bases 38 to 1201 code for a protein of 387 amino acids. The transcript has 6 exons. Lineage: Eukaryota; Metazoa; Chordata; Actinopteri; Batrachoidiformes; Batrachoididae.
UCGUCGGUGGAAACAAAUUUUACAUUUCGCUCACAGAAUGGCUGCACCGACACUGCAGUCUUUCAACGUCUUUCUCACGGAGAGGUUAACCGCAGUUGCGGUCGACGUGUAUGGGUUUAUGGAGAAAACGGUUCUUGGGUACCAGGAGGAGGUCUAUCGAAUCCGGCAGGAGAACCAGAGGCUGCAGCGGCUCCUGGAUUUAGCCUAUAAACCAGAAAUCAGGAUAAACGGAGCAGUGUCGGAUGCAAGAGAGAUUGGUUUCCCCACAUUUGCAGAGGGUGUUUCUACUCAAGUGGAGCAGAAGUUAUCUAUUUCCAGAGUGAAUAACGAGGAGCCGGGCAUCUUGCCUUUGAGAAAGGAGUGUGGUGAAUCCUUGACUGGCUGUGUGGAACCCCCUGUCUGUAAUGAGUACAGUGAUGUGGAAAAUCAAAGUAUGGCUGUCACAGUUGAAGUGCCUACGGAAGAUGUGUCACGAUCAGAUAUAAGGCAGAUAGAUUUCUCCACAUCAAAACAAGAGGCUUCCCCACAGAUGCAACAGAAGGAAUAUAUUCCCAGAUUUGUUAAGGAAGAGUUGGGCACCUUGGCCUUCACAGAGGAGCAUGUAACAGAUUCAAGGCGGAUGAAUUUCUCCAUAUUAACACAAGAGGAUCCCACUAAGGUACAACAGAAGGAAUAUAUUUCCAGUCUGCGUCAUGGGGAACCUGGCAUCCUGCCUUGGAAGGCGGAACGCAGUGACACUCGGGCAGCUUGUGAGGUCCAAAAUGUUACCAACAGCCAAACUCAGAUUGUGACAACUGGAGAGGAGACAGAAAAUCAGUUUCCAACAGUUACAGAUGCAAGGUGGAUGAAUUUCUCCACAUUAACUCAGGAGGAUCCCACUCAGGUGCAGCAGAAGAAGAAGUAUAUUUCCAGGCUGGGUAAUGGGGAGCCCGGCAUCUUGCCUUGGAAAGAGGAAUGCAAUGACACCUGGACAGGUUGUGUGGAGCAAAAUGUUACCAACAGCCAAACUCAGGUUGUGACAGCUGGAGAGGAGACGGAAGCUCAGUUGCCAUCAGCCUCCCAGGACGUCACUGUGUCUCCAGUAGAAGAGUCCAGUAAGACAGCAGUUGUGAAGCAGAGCGCACCAGGCCCAGCGUUUCAGGAGCUUGAGGCACACUGGUCCAGCAAAGAUGAAGGUAACCGAAGGUCUGUUGCAGGGUGAUGCCGUCGCAUCUUGUUCUAAGUAUGAUCAAAGUCCUCAGUCAGCUGAAGACCAAACUGUGGCCACCAGAGAUCUUCCUGCUGUCUGUUCAAAUGACGAAAUAGAUCAGAAGACAAAAAACUAUAGAGAUUCAGAAGUGGUUGUUUUAUGGCAGCCUGACUCUUUAGAUUGUGGGGAUGAAAGUGAUGACGGUGAUGCCGAAUGGACGGUACAAAGGUGAACGACACUAACACUGAAGAAAAAGACAAAACGACAAAACAGGCCUCAGCAUGUUAACUCACAAUCAAACAAUACAGAUCUUUGUUAUCCUCCAAGC